AUGCUUCAUCCAAAUGGUGCUUGGAUGAGUUAUCGAAGAUCAUGGAAUGUCAACUUCAUCUUGGGCAGGACAUCACUCCGUCAGAAGUACGCUACCAGAGAAAUAGUUUUGCUAAAGCCUUUUCCAGGUAUAUAUGAGGAAAAUUUCAAGGGCGACACCAACAAGGUGCUUAACUGGAGGAAAGCUUUAAAAGAAGCAGCCGAUUUGUCUGGCCAUGAUCUGCAUGGCGCUACUUACAAUGGAAACGAGUCUAUAUGCAUUCAACAUAUUGUGAAAGAUAUAUCUAAUAAGUUGAGCCGAAAGUCAAUGAUCAGUGGCACUCUUGUGGGAGCAGAAUCACAAAUUCAAGCUGUACUUUCACUGUUGAUGAUGGAGUGUGAAGAUGUUCGAUUUAUUGGGAUUUCAGGGAUGGGUGGUAUUGGAAAGACCACCAUUGCAAGGGAUAUUUUUGAUAGUAUUUCUCAUCAAUUUGAAGGUGCUUGUUUUGUUGUAAACGUUAAAGAAAAUCAAGCUAAGCUGGGAUUGUUGUCUCUACAAAAGACUCUGGUUUCUGAGGUGUUGACAGUUGAAUCUGUGAAUAUAGCUGAUGAAUAUGGUGGAAUUGAUAUGAUCAGAAAAAGGCUUGGUUCUAAGAAGGUUUUUAGUAGUUCUUGA
Solanum tuberosum (potato) is the source of this 654-nucleotide messenger RNA. Its product is annotated as TMV resistance protein N-like. Bases 1 to 654 code for a protein of 217 amino acids. NCBI's taxonomy places the organism in Eukaryota, Viridiplantae, Streptophyta, Magnoliopsida, Solanales, Solanaceae. Gene Ontology annotation, molecular function: ADP binding. Gene Ontology annotation, biological process: defense response. The record is from RefSeq and is a predicted model, not a curated record. The transcript has 3 exons.